Messenger RNA from Daphnia magna, 4023 nucleotides. Its product is annotated as alpha-L-fucosidase. Bases 258 to 1757 code for a protein of 499 amino acids. Gene Ontology annotation, molecular function: alpha-L-fucosidase activity. Gene Ontology annotation, biological process: glycoside catabolic process; fucose metabolic process. Lineage: Eukaryota; Metazoa; Arthropoda; Branchiopoda; Diplostraca; Daphniidae. The transcript has 10 exons. The record is from RefSeq and is a predicted model, not a curated record. Gene Ontology annotation, cellular component: lysosome.
CCCAAACAAAGUUUUCAAAACAACAGCUGAGGACAGCUGAACGUGUAUCUGUAUACCUUAUCUUCGUUUCAAUGUUUUAACAGAACCACUUCUUAGAAUUCAUUUGUGAACUCAGUUGAAAACUUACUUUGCUCAUUGUACCGUUUAUUUUGACGUUGUCGCACGUCAUUAGCUCUAUAGUGACUGAAUUCCCAAACAUAAAAAAACAUCCCAAAGUAAACAGCGUCCACGAUCCAAAUUUAUUUCGAUGACCAAAGAUGCAUAGUUUAUCGUAUUGCUUGCUCGCUGCCUUUCUUAUUACUGUAUACAUCCGAACUGGAAGCUCUACAGAUGAAUUUAAGCAUGAAACUGCAGCCAAAAGAAGUCCAUAUGAAACUACCAAGGUUCCUAGCAUGAGUCAAAAGAAGAAACCACAUGUCCCAAUUCAAGAUCAAUCAUACCGUUACACACCAGACUGGGAAAGUCUUGAUUCGCGGCCACUUCCAUCGUGGUAUGAUGAAGCAAAGUUUGGCAUUUUCAUUCAUUGGGGUGUUUUUUCAGUGCCCAGUUUUGGUAGUGAAUGGUUCUGGAUCAACUGGCAAGGCUCGAAAAACCCAAAGUAUGUUGAGUUCAUGAAAAAGAACUAUCCACCAGGCUUUACUUACCCAGAGUUUGGCCCAAUGUUUACUGCUGAGUUCUUUGACCCAGAACAAUGGGCUGAGAUUCUCAAGAGUUCUGGUGCCAAGUACAUAGUUCUAACCAGCAAGCACCAUGAAGGAUUCACUCUUUGGCCUUCAAAGUAUUCAUGGAACUGGAAUGCAGUGGAUGUGGGACCGAAAAGAGAUUUAGUCGGUGAUUUGGCAAAUGCAAUUCGAAACAAUACCGACCUCAAAUUUGGACUGUAUCACAGUCUUUACGAAUGGUUCCAUCCGCUAUACAUAAAAGACAAAGAUAAUAAAUGGAAUACGCAAGAUUUUGUCAAAUCGAAAACAAUGCCAGAACUCUACGAAAUAGUUAAUAAAUACCAACCAAGUGUUAUUUGGUCGGAUGGAGACUGGGAACCAAACGAUAAAUACUGGAACUCAACAGAUUUCAUUGCUUGGCUAUAUAACGACAGUCCGGUGAAAAAGGAAGUAGUGGUAAAUGAUCGCUGGGGCUCGGGUACAACGUGCAAGCACGGAGAUAUCUAUACGUGUACCGAUCGGUUUAAUCCAGGCACUCUUCAACCGCACAAAUGGGAAAACUGCUUCACCAUCGAUCGGAAAUCGUGGGGCUUUCGACGUAAUGCAAUGUUAUCAGACUACUUUUUGACACCCGACUUAAUUAAAGAAAUGGUAACAACAAUUAGUUGUGGUGGCAAUAUGCUCCUCAAUGUAGGCCCCACGCAUUAUGGACAAAUACCUCCCAUUUAUGAGGAAAGGCUUCGUCAGAUAGGCGGGUGGCUUCGCAUCAAUGGCGAAGCAAUAUACGGCUCUCGGCCCUGGAUAUUUCAGAACGACACCCGUACUCCAGAAAUUUGGUAUACAAAAGGAAAAGGAUCCAAGGAGCUAUUCAUUUCAGACCCUGUGUACGCAAUAAUUCUUGAAUGGCCGAAAUCCGGCGUGAUCGAAUUGACUGCCCCAACGACCACUGGGUCAACCAGAGUCACGUUUCUUGGCUAUGCCGGCGCCGUCAAAUGGACGCUUUCUGCUCCUGGAAUUCGAGUAAGCUUUCCUUCGAAAUCUAAAGUAUCCAACGAUUGGGCAUGGGUUCUACGGCUGGAUAAUUUGCGUUACUAAAUCAGUUACGCGAUUAAUUCUGUAUCUGGUGGUCUUGUAACAGGAUAGCACAAAGAGAUGAUAUAAUAUUUUGCCAGUCUAUCGCUUAAAUUGCCCUAAGUAAUAAGUGAAAAUAUUAAUAGUGUAUAAAAUACUGGAAUGAAAACCGUUAUUUCUGUUUUCUUCGUAACUGCAUGAUCUAGGAUUUUGAACAGAUAAAUCCUCGUCUGAUUCGUAGUUGUUCAAGCACGGGGUGCUGAAUAAUGGUCACGUGGUGUUUCAAAUAGUUGGAUUUUUGCCUUUCCGAGGAUCGCUUCCUUGAGCGCUUUCCUUUUUUAACAAGUACUAAAUUCCUCUGGGUUUUUCAGGGGUUCUUGAAAGAUAUGAUUCGUCUGAUGGGAUUCAGAAGCUAUGUUUUAGUUAAUUGACGAAUACACAAAUGUCAGAGUGGUGAUUGGGGAUGUCCAACAGUUACCACUGGGAAGAAAUGAAUUAGCUCAAGUUUCGGUCACGUUAAUUGAAGGUCAUUGAUUGCUUUCAAUUAGUAUCGGAAACGUGAUUUUACUAACAUGUGUUCCGGCUCCAGCUGACCUGCUCUGAGGUCUGAGCCCUUUUAAUGUUCUCAAGUCUGAUGUCUGAACUUCUUUUCUGAUUCUUCUGAAUUUGAUUGUAGAUUAUUAGAUUUAUAGUUUUUUUCGCUUUUGGUUUUGUUUAGAUAUUAUAUGAAACCUGGGGCCGUAUUCUAGCCUUGACUUAAGCACGGAAUUUUUUCUUAACUUACUGUUUUUUGCUUAAAAAUCCAAUUUAUGCUUGGAUUUACCUAAAACCGUAUUCUAGCUUUUCUCAACUCACCUUUUUUUCUUAAGAAAUAUUUUGAACUUGUCUUUUUAAACUUAAGAAAGCAAAUUUUUGUAAGCCAACUAUUAGUUGGCUUACAGCGGUUAUUUUCUUAAAAUUCCGUGCUAAGGCUAAUGCUUACAGCUAUUGUUGUCCUAGUUUUUAGUAUUUUCACGUGUCAUUGUUUUGAUUUUCAAGUAACAACAUCUAGUGGUCUUGUUGAUUGUUGAUGAAUAAUUGAAGAUGAAUAACAUCGACAAGUUCGAACGUCACCUUGAUGUUUUGAACGAAGUUUUAAAUAGUGACAAUGACAGUGAUGCGAAUGAGGAUGAAUUGUAUGAAAAACGAAUAGAAGUGAGAAGGAGAAUGGUUCCGUUUUAUCGUCAACGUGCUGAUAUUUUUGAUAUAUUUGACGAUAAUAAAAUUUACAAAGUAUUUAGAUUCGAUAAAGCUUCUAUUUGGUAUAUCGAAGGUAUUCUCUAUUUCAUAUUAUUAGUAGUCUUAAGCUACUACAACAUUUCCAUGUGUAUUAACUGUUGCAUUGGCUGAUUAACCAUAGGACUCAUUUCCAACAAAUUGGGCCGCAAGUUGUUUGUAGACUAAUUACAAUCAACAAUCAAGUUUACAUUAAACUAAUAAGCCACACAAUUAUAGCUAAGUUAACUUUCUUGCGAUGUACUCAUCAACUAAAAUUUCUAUUUGGAAUGACGACCACGCUUUUUAUUUUAUUGCUGGGGCCAUUUCAAUCUCGUAAGUCUUUCACUAGCACAAUAAACACAGUUCAAGAUACCAAAACUGUCAAUCAAAGAAUCUUAUAACUUUAAAAAUACUAACUAGAUUCUAGCUCUAGCAGACGCCUUGUAAUAAUAAUAAAGUAAACAGCAUCUAUUACUGUACGCAAUGUCAUGAAACGAAUAUUCUUAUUGGUCGCUAUAAGGUCCGCCCUCUAAGAAAAAAAAAAUUCUAUGCUUGAAAAAUCUGAUCUUGGAAUUUGAACUUAUACUAAGUUCAGAAAUAAAAGUAAGAAAAUUUAAGCUAGAAUACGUGUUUAUUGAAAUAACGAACUUACAUUUUUUCCUAACUUACGUGAGGAAAUUUUAUAAGAAAUUUUAGUAAGUUUAAGACCAGAAUUUAAGCCAAGGCUAGAAUACGGCCCCUGAUGAAACGAAAGAAAGAAUCAGAUUUCAGAAACAAACAUGGAAGAUUAGAGGAAUAUCGCUUCAUCAUGCAACAGUGUUAAACAAAAGUAGACCGCCCCCUUUCGACAGCCGAAAGCAAAUCUUGACAACGUACACAAAAAAGUCGAAUAAUGGUCAGUUGGAUCAAGAGACUUCUCCUUUUCUCGUAUUGAAAGGAGAAUCUCAUUUCCUUCGUCCGCCGAUCCGUGGGAUAUCUUUUUCAUCCACGCUUUAAUUAAACUGACAGCCUCUAGGGCGGUGUGAUACGAGGG